This is a messenger RNA of Hypomesus transpacificus, 2461 nucleotides long. RefSeq names its product fibroblast growth factor receptor 2-like. NCBI's taxonomy places the organism in Eukaryota, Metazoa, Chordata, Actinopteri, Osmeriformes, Osmeridae. Gene Ontology annotation, molecular function: fibroblast growth factor binding; fibroblast growth factor receptor activity. The transcript is spliced from 8 exons. Gene Ontology annotation, cellular component: plasma membrane. The coding region runs from base 622 to 1815 and encodes 397 amino acids. The record is from RefSeq and is a predicted model, not a curated record.
GAGUGAGGGAGGGGGGCAGUGUGUGGGGACGUAAGGAGGAGAAAAAAAUCUAGCUAGUAAAUCUGACAAAGCGUCUGAGAACAGAACGAGGAUUGUCGGGGGAGAAGACACCGAGCCGAGAGGGACCGUAUAUUGAUGGAUUCUAUGUUCUUGGAUAGUAGAUUGGCGUUCGUUUCCGCGCUCUAGUUCUCACACGUUGUGAGAUUUACAUUUACAGUGCUUUAGAACACUGACAUAAAUGCCUGUAAAAGAAAGUUGCUGAGGAAGUGAAGUUUCGGGAACUUAUGCCUUUCUCUCUGUUUUCGGAGGAUAUAUGCAUUGAAACGCGGAUUUCUUCAAGUGCAGUGGACUACUUAAUAUUUUGGAAUACAUGAACCAAAUGUUUUCAGUUAUUUGAGUCGGUUCUUUUGGGUUCUGCUGCUUUAAGCUUUGCAUUUUUUGGUGCAGUGGGGAGUAAGAGCUACACAUUCCUCUCUCGUUCCGGCCCGUGCAUUCGGCUCUCUGUGCAUGCAAACAGGAGAUCUUAAACACUUUAGUCCGUCUUGCCCAGGUGAUUACUGGGACUUCCAGUGGGUGACAGGCCAGACAGCUUGCAGUUGAUGGUUGGGUGGAGCCCCUCAGAUGGGAUCCGUGUCCAGGGGGAGGCGAAGGAGGGGGCCAUGGCUGGACCUGCACCCCAGUAGAGGCAUGGCCUCGUGGGCAUGGCUUCUGGCGGCUGUCCUGCUGUCGCUGCUGACGGCCACCCUAGCCAGACCACCGUUCACUGCUACAGAGGAGGAGGAGGGGGUGGCCACGACGGAGCCUGAAGAACCUCCAACCAAAUACCAGAUCUCUAAGCCCACGCUCUGCUCGCUCCUGCCGGGGGAGGUGCUGAAGCUGAGUUGCCCUCUGCCCCAGGGCAGCAUCACCUGGACCAAAGAUGGCACCUCCCUGGGGGCCAACAACCGCACCCUGAUAGAGCAGGCGGUGCUCCAGAUCCGGGAUGCCACGCCCCGGGACUCAGGGCUGUACGUGUGCAGCAGUGGCCUGGCUGGGGCCCCGGGUUCCGAGAGCCUUCAGCUCUGCUUCAUAGUCAACAUCACAGAUGCCAUCUCGUCUGGGGAUGAUGAAGAUGACAGCGAGCGUUCGGAGGACGUGGGGGCAGAUGCAGCCGACCAGAUGAGGACACCCUACUGGACUUCUCCAGAGAAGAUGGAAAAGAAGCUGCAUGCUGUUCCUGCUGCCAACACCGUCAAGUUCAAGUGUGCGGCAGGAGGGCACCCGCGCCCACGCCUGCGCUGGCUGAAGAACAGCCGUCCCUUCCGCCAGGAGGACCGCAUGGGCGGGUACAAGGUGCGCCACCAGCACUGGACCCUGAUCAUGGAGAGCGUGGUGCCGUCAGACAAGGGCAACUACACCUGCCUGGUGGAGAAUGAGUAUGGAGCCAUAAACCACACCUACACCCUGGAUGUAGUGGAGCGCUCCCCUCACAGGCCUAUCCUGCAGGCGGGGCUUCCGGCCAACACCACGGUCCACGUGGGGGAGGAUGCACGCUUUGUGUGCAAGGUGUACAGUGACGCCCAGCCCCACAUCCAGUGGCUGCAGCACAUCCAGAAGAACGGCAGCCACGUGGGGCCUGAUGGACACCCUUACGUACGCGUGCUCAAGCGCUCGGGCAUAAACAGCUCUGAUGUGGAGGUGCUGACCCUGUCCAACGUGACGGAGGAGGAUGCGGGGGAGUACACCUGUAAAGUCUCCAACUAUAUAGGAGACGUCAGCCAGUCUGGCUGGCUGACUGUGAUCCCAGGUAACAGACCCCUGAACCUCGACCCCUGACCCUGCUCCCUGCUGGCCUCUCCUGUCACUGACCUGCUGGUGUGCUGUGGUGGUCUGGUCCUGGUUCUGGUCCUGGUCCUGGUGGUCUGGUCCUGGGUACUCUCCUACUAUCUCAGCUGCUCUACUGUGACUGCUGCCAUGGAAACACCUCUGGGUUUGCACACUCACAUCCUGCAACACUUCCUUCCACUCUCUCUCUCCCUCUCUCUCUCUCUCUCUCUCUCUCUCUCUCUCUCUCUCUCUCUCCAUCUACCUGUUGUUCUCUCUCUACUCCUCUCUCACCUGGCAGGGUGUUGUGUGCUGCAGUAGGGUGCUCUCCAUGUCUCUCCCCGUGGUGUGUGUGUCGGUGUGUGUGUCUGUGUGUGCCUGUGCAUGUAACCAGGUCAACGGUGAACUGCUCAUUGGUUGGUUGGUGAAGGGACCUGACAGUGUUGUCUUCUCUCCUAAUGUGCUGGUACAGGGUGUCUAUGUCUUCUCUCCUAAUGUGCUGGUACAGGGUGUCUAUGUCUUCUCUCCUAAUGUGCUGGUACAGGGUGUCUAUGUCUUCUCUACAGGGUAUGCCCUCCAUUCCCCCUUGGAAGCUCCCAUCUUUAUGGAGGAUGAAGGACAUCAUCCAGCCCCUCUCUCUCCUGGUGUUCUGGGUCUC